GCAACAGUCCUCUUCUGUCAGUUCUGAGAAGCUACCAGGCUCAGUGAGAGGCAAGGACUUUUCAUCUUUAGGGCACUCUGACCGCGUCCUGCUUGAGAGAGAUUGUUCCUGGCAUCUCAGCGCUAUGGGGAGCAGGUGCCUCCUGGUCCUGCUCUUGGGUCUCACUGUCUUACUGGUUCUGCCAGGAUCAGAAGCCGAGAAUUCUGGGGCUUUCUGUCUUCCAUGCCCUAAAUAUGCCAAGUGUCACAACAGCACCCACUGUACCUGUGAACACGGCUUUUGGGCCUGGUCUGGCAGGACAUACUUUCAUGAGUUCUCUGAGAAGUGUGAAGAUAUUAAUGAAUGUGAGACCAGGAUGGCAAAGUGCAAGUAUGAAACUUAUUGUACAAAUAAAAUUGGAGCUUACAUCUGUAGCUGUUGGCGAAAACAUCCUAGCUUCAACUCGCUGGCUAGUUUUACAGGUUAUAAUCAUUCAGAUUGUUAUGAGGACGACAGUCAAGGGACACAGGCAAAAGUGGAUAUUUGGGUGAGUGGGGUGAAGCCUGGAUUUGGGAAACAGCUGCCUGGUGACGAGAGAACAAAACAUAUCUGUGUCUACUGGGAGGGACUGGAGGGAGGCAGCUGGUCCACUGAGGGCUGCUCUCGUGUGUGCAGCAACGGCUCUUACACCAAAUGCAAGUGCUUCCAUCUGUCCAGCUUUGCCGUCCUCGUGGCUCUUGCCCCCAAGGAGGACCCUGUGCUGACUGUAAUCACCCAGGUGGGACUGGCCAUCUCUCUGCUGUGCCUCUUCCUGGCCAUCCUCACCUUCCUCCUGUGCCGGCCCAUCCAGAACACCAGCACCUCCCUCCACCUACAGUUCUCCCUCUGCCUCUUCCUGGCCCACCUCCUAUUCCUGACAGGCAUCAACAGAACUGAGCCUGAGGUAGGUAAUUUACCCAAAUUACCUCAUGGUCCUAAUGAAUCCAGCCAUCUUAUCCCACAAGAAGAUGGAGAGCAGGGCAUUAGUCAGCAGUGA
Cercocebus atys (sooty mangabey) is the source of this 1015-nucleotide messenger RNA. Its product is annotated as putative EGF-like module-containing mucin-like hormone receptor-like 4. Lineage: Eukaryota; Metazoa; Chordata; Mammalia; Primates; Cercopithecidae. The coding region runs from base 125 to 1015 and encodes 296 amino acids. The record is from RefSeq and is a predicted model, not a curated record. Gene Ontology annotation, molecular function: calcium ion binding; G protein-coupled receptor activity. The transcript is spliced from 8 exons. Gene Ontology annotation, biological process: adenylate cyclase-activating G protein-coupled receptor signaling pathway. Gene Ontology annotation, cellular component: membrane.